Molecule: messenger RNA, 4706 nt
Organism: Carassius gibelio (silver crucian carp)
Lineage: Eukaryota; Metazoa; Chordata; Actinopteri; Cypriniformes; Cyprinidae
Gene: cobl
Product: cordon-bleu WH2 repeat protein
Biological process (GO): actin filament polymerization; actin filament network formation
Cellular component (GO): terminal web; ruffle; axonal growth cone
Molecular function (GO): actin monomer binding
Source: RefSeq, a predicted model, not a curated record
AUAAGCCUCAGCUCUCCAUCCUCGCACAACCAUCUUAAGAAGCGGAAGGCUCCAGCACCUCCACCAACACCGUUGCCUGAACCAGUUAUUUCCACUCCUGUGCCUACUGCAUCUGUGCGGGCCACAUGUGUCCCGGUGCCAGUUGAAAGGACCCUGCUGCCAGCUCCCAGAGCCUCAACUCCAGCCGAUGAUUCUGAUUUGAGCCAUAGUAUUGAGGAUUCAGAGCCGGCCAGGUCCAUCUGUAGUAGCUCCAGCAGUGAUGUAGCUGCGGGAUCAAGCAGCAGUAGUCUAGCUGAAGAAUCUGUAACACAUCAGGUUCAUGUGAUAGCUGCAUACACCACAUAUACACCAGAACCUGAAACAGUUCCUGAACCUAAGCCUGGACCUGAACCUGAACCUCAACUUAAACCUGAACCUAAACCUGAAGACAAGGAAGAAGCAGCUCCUCAGACUCCAAAAGAACCUCCUCAAGAACCAGGUCCAAGUUCAGAGGAUCAAAUGGAAGAAGACCCAGGGCUAGAGAUGGAGCUAAAAAUGGAAGAGAUGGAAAAUAACCGUAAUAGUGGAAUAGCCUGGCUGCAUUCAGCACAUGAUUCUGUGUCAGAGAAGAUGGCAGAACAGGAAGUUGAAACAGCAUCUGUCGCCAGCAAUGAGAGUUUUGCAGACCAGGGCUACGCAGCAUCAGAGGGCAUGGCUGAGGAGUCCGUCCCAGUCUCUCCCUCCAAAAAGAUGCAAUCUGUGUCACCCAUGUCUUUAAACAGUAGCUCAGCUCUGCCUGGUAACCAGUCCAAAGACUCAUCCAGUGACAGUGAUGAGGGUUGUGCAACCUGGGGCUCCAGACAAAGUAGCGGAAAUAUUCAGCGAGGACAUCAGUCAAUCAAGAGACAAAAUGGAUAUGAAGAAGAUCCAGAGAUUGCUGCUCAGAUUCAGCUUACCCUAGCUGAUCUAGAUGCAAAUCUGGCAGAAAUUAAUCACUCAGAAGUAACAACUGUGUUUGUGGAUGAUGAAAUACCUGUGUCCAUUGUUGACAUGGACAUUCCAGUGACAACAAUUGAUGAAGUUCUUGAUGAUGACCGGUGCUGCUCGAGUGAAUGCAAUGCAGCAAUGUUACACAGCUCUCAAGACAUCACCAGCAAGUUGUGUGCACCAAGUGAAGCUAUCGAAAACAAAAACAAUAAUGACUGCGGGACAGAGCAGAAACAGUCUGUCCCCGAAAGAAGUCCACCUCCAGACAUAAAGAACCAGUCACAAGAGACUACACUCACAGUUAUUGAGAAAACCAUGAAGCCAUCUCCAACCAAUGAGAAGCCAUCACAAGAUACUAAGCUUGUGGAACAGAAGCGAGACACUAUGGAACAGAAAGCUGUCUUUAACGCUGAGACUAAGAGUAAAGCUGUAACUGAAGAAUUAAAGAGUCAGAAAGACAAAGUAUCACAGAAGUCCCAAAAUGUUGUGCGUCCUGCUGUUCAAAGCAUUCAAAAGCUUCCUGACGAGAGGCUGGCUACAGCACCUAUGGUUCGGAGGUUAAGUACAGACACUGCUUAUGAGGAAAGGACACCUAUUACCAGAGUCCCAACAACUCAGGGUAAGAUCACCCAGAGUUCCUUCUCUCGCUUUGGAAUGAAAACCUUCACUGUCAUCCCUCCCAAACCAACUGUGUCUCAGACCAAGCCUACAGGUUCUCUAGUCAUAGGUGCCAUUAAGAUAGAUGAACAGGGGAACAUGGUUACUCAGAAACAAAUUUCCACUGGCCCAAAGAAAAAUGGUAAUCCCACUGUUGAAGGUAGUACAGAAACAUCCCCUCUGGACAAAGCCAAAGCAUUCUGGAGCACUGCAGAGAAGCAAGACCAAUCAACUACAAUCAACCAGGCACCCAUAUCAAACAAUAGAGAUACUGAUGUGUUCAAACCCUUGAUUGUGUCUGAAGUCUCUAAACUUUCAGUGGAAACACCUCCUGAAGAAACACACAAAGAGGUAAUUAUAUUGGAAAGGAAGCCCAUAUCUGUAGUGGCAAGUAGGCCUUCAAACCCAGAGCCUGCGGAAAAUCCUUCUAUAUCAGCUGAAAGGCGAGAUUUCUCUUUUCUUAUACCCUCCAGAAGAACCUCCAGCCAAUACGUAGCUUCUGCCAUUGCUAAAAACAAUAGCAUUAUCAACACAAAAGCAGAUGUCAAGCAGGCGCCAUCGGAGUCGAUUGUUGGUGUUCAAAAACCUGCUACUGCUUUCAAACCCCUCGAAAAUUCAGUUCCUUCUUUUGGACACCCUAAACACCUGCAUAGUUACCUCAGUCAUGUUGCAGAAAAGCCACCAAGUUCUGAGAGUAUAAGCAGUGUUGAAAAAGGCACUCUGCGUGGGGAAGACAGAACCAAAGCUCUGGACUCACAUCCCCUAAAUAUCAAAAUCCAGCCGUCUACACAUAUGUCUGCUCACAUUAAACCCAUGGAAUCUUUCUCUGAAGAAGCCACAUCAGUCAGUAAACUCCCAGACACCUCUGCCAGACAGACGCCAACAGACACCACACAUCCAGCACUUACAAAGAUGCCAGAGUUACACAAAUCUGAGAUUCCAUCUGAACCAAACCAGGGUAAAUUUUUUGGACCAGUUAAGAAGUUCAAGCCUGUUAUUUUUAAGCCUGUACAGAAGGAAACUUCUAUCCAUGGCUCGCUAAUGGAGGCCAUACAGUCUGGAGAGGGCAUUGAACGGCUCAGAAAGGUGCCUGACUUGUCUACGAAGAACACAGUUAGAAAGCUGUCUAAAAAUGAUGCAGACAAUGAGCAUUCAGCGCUUCUUUCUGCAUUAAGAGCUCCAAGCAACUCUGCGAGAUUAAAGAAGACCAAAUCAGGAGCAGCUAAGGAGUUGGAGCAGCUCAGAAAGCUUGAGGAAGAAAGAAAUGUCCAGAGAGAUGAUAUCUCACCUCAUUCCACUUCUUCUCCUGCUUUUGUGCCACCCCCACCUCCAGCCUUUGGUCCUCCCCCACCUCCACCUCCAGCUCCAGUCAAGCCCCCUCUAGUGCUGCCUGCUGGAAGAAACCCUGAGGUGGCCCGAGAGGCUCUUCUGGAGGCCAUCCGCUCAGGAUCUGGGGCUCAACGACUGAGGAAGGUCCCUGUCACACAGACAAGACGGCAAGUGAAUGGAAGACUUGGAACCAUCCAGGCAACAUCACCGCUUUCUUAUGGACACUAGAACCCUUCACUGGAUCACCGUUUGGGUUUACCCAUCGCCAAAUCUGGUGUUUAAGCAUUUGUGCUAAUGCUGUUGCAGAUAAUGCUAACACAAUAUUCACAUCCUUCUUCAUAGUUAUAUGCUGCUUCACAUCAGUGCCAAUACUAAUUUGCCUAGAUUCAGGCAGUUUGUGUCCUACUGACUGACAUUCUAAUGAUGAGAUUGAAGUUUUUUUUGUAAAUGCUGCUUUGAGGUGUUUUUUUUUUUUUUUUUUUUCAUAUGGCUGCCUGACUUCUAUAUCUCUAUCAGUAUUAUACCUGAAUAUAUUAUGCAGGUAUUUGCUGUUGCAUCACAGUAUAGGUGGUGGGAUGCAAUUAAAUCCACCUGCCAAUCACAGCAGUCUGUCCUUUUUUUUUUCUUUUUUUUUUUUUUCUGUUUUUAAAGGAACACUAAGUGGUGGAAAACACAGAGAUUUUUAUUUAAUUGUUAUUAUAAAGGUGUUUCUCUUAAUGUUUUGUUAUUUUCCAAAUAUAUACAUAUUGAUAAUUAGAUCAGAAACCAUUUUCAUUAGAAAAGUGGACUAGAAAAUUAUUUAUCGACAAUGAAUCCUUCUUGACACUCUUUGAAGCAUUGUGCAGAAGAUACAGAUGCUGUAUAUUUGACCAACACUAAUGCACUUUCUCAAAGACUUAAUUAUUUUGAAAGCCUUAUAGAUACUGUAUGAUUGGACAUAAUGUAAUCAAUUCCUUUUUAUCAGUCUGCUGAACUGUGAUCUAGAGCUUUCAUGGUAAUUCAGCUUUAAUUUAUUUAAUUGGGAAAAUCACACACUACUAUAAUUAGAAUAAUUUGAUUUAUAUAUUUACACGAGUUGAAAAUGUAUUUAUGUCGUAGCAAUUUAGCACUAUAGUCUGUAUGACUGUUUGCCUGUACAGUGGUAAUCUUAUUGAAUAAAUGACUUGGAUAUCAGUCAACAGAUGGAUAUUUUGUAAAAAAGAAAUAUAUAUAUAUAUAUAUAUAUAUAUAUAUAUAUAUAUAUAUAUAUAUAUAUAUAUAUAUAUAUAUAUUUACACUAAUAAAUUACACUAAUAUAGCUAAAUCUGACACUAAACCAUUAGUGUAAGGGAAAGAUUUUUAAAUAAUGCUUUUGUAAUUUUUUUUUUUUUUUUUUUUUUGCAACACAAACUGAAUCAAACGUGUAAAUCAAUCAAUAAAAAUGUUUUAGAGUCUCUCCGUUUACAUCGCUUGCAGUUAUUUUGAAAAAUAGCUAAUUGUAUGCAUACACUCUAAAAGAAAUGGCUGCAGGACUUUUUACAAUUUUAUAAACAGAUUAAUAAUGUUGUCUCCAAACUGUGCACUUCAUGUUAUUGUUUUAGUCUGGAUGCCAUUAGCAUUGCUUGUCAUAGUGUUGUCUAGCUUAGUAAAAUAAAACUUGAGCACCAAGCUGCAGACAUACAGUACAUUCAGAGAUUUCACAAUAACACAAAUGUGUUAAACUAAUUGUAAAAAAUUCUUAAAAAUGACAAAAAUAAAUGUAUAUUUGUAUCUUG